Messenger RNA from Haliotis rubra (blacklip abalone), 1563 nucleotides. RefSeq names its product cytochrome P450 2D26-like. The transcript has 4 exons. Gene Ontology annotation, biological process: xenobiotic metabolic process. NCBI's taxonomy places the organism in Eukaryota, Metazoa, Mollusca, Gastropoda, Lepetellida, Haliotidae. Bases 200 to 1165 code for a protein of 321 amino acids. Gene Ontology annotation, cellular component: cytoplasm; intracellular membrane-bounded organelle. Gene Ontology annotation, molecular function: oxidoreductase activity, acting on paired donors, with incorporation or reduction of molecular oxygen, reduced flavin or flavoprotein as one donor, and incorporation of one atom of oxygen; iron ion binding; heme binding. The record is from RefSeq and is a predicted model, not a curated record.
CUGGGGGAUUUUAGGGGACGCUCACGGUAUUGUCGGUACAUCUGGCGCCACCUGGCGUGAACACCGUAGGUUUGCAGUGAGAACUCUGAAGGAGUUGGCAUCAAGGUCAAAGUUGCUCGAGACCAAGGUCAACCAGGAGGUGUCACACGUCCUGGCGUCCAUUGAAAAGGAAGGGGGUUCGGGUUUUGACUGCAAGAGGAUGGUGUUCACUGCGGUGGCAAACGUCAUCAGCUCGGUUGUGUUUGGAAGGAGGUAUGAUUACAAUGAUCCCCUUUUUCUGAAGGUGCUCAACUGUAUGGAGGAGAAUGUCGCCAGCUUUGGCUCAGCUAGUAUCCUCAACAUCUUCCCUGUAGUCCGAUAUUUGCCAGGGGACAUCUUCAAGUUUAAGAAGAUUUUGGACAAUCUGGCGUUCACAGAACGCGAGUUUAUACAUCCCAUGAUCAAUGACCAUAUGGACUGCUACGACGAGGACAACAUACACGACUUCACCUCAGCAUAUAUAAAAGAGAUGCGACAUCAUGAAGGAGAGGGUACUACCAUGAGCAUUCCUGAUCUGCAGGCGUCGGUUCUUGAUCUAUUUGGAGCCGGCUCGGAGACGACAGCAACGCUCAUCCGCUGGGCCUUGGCAUUGUUCCUCAACUACCCGGACGUCCAAGACAAAUGUUUCAGAGAGAUUGAGGAAAACAUUGGUUCGAGCAGAAAACCAUCAAUGGCGGACAUACCCAACCUUCCCUACGUGGAAGCAACGAUCACUGAGCUGGCGCGUUAUGCCAAUAUCGUCCCCACUGGCGUCCCCCACGCUGUGUCCCGGGACUUUCACUUCCAGGAGUACACGUUUCCCGCUGACGUGAUGAUUCUGCCAAUCCUGGACUCCGUGCUGCACGACGAAGCAUUGUGGGGAGAUCCCUACAACUUCCGGCCGCAACGUUUUCUGGAUGAAGAUGGCCGGUUCGUUAAGAAGGACGAGUACAUACCUUUCUCACUAGGUCGCCGAGCUUGUCUGGGCGAGUCCCUGGCCCGCAUGGAGCUGUUUCUGUUCAUCGCAGGGAUGGUCCAGAGGUACCGGUUUGUGAGUGUGCCUGACGCUGUACCGUCCCUCAUCCCAGUGUGUGGAAUAGUUUUCUCUCCGAAACCAUUUCUUGUGAAAGCAGUUCCGCGUAUAUAACACACAUGUACCGUCAUUGAUUCAUUCUCAGGACAACCUGAAAUUUUGCAUUCGCAGGACGUGGACAGACGGUGUAUCAUUGAUGUCGUCUGUUGUUUCCGUAAGGGAUUAACAUAAAAUAUGUUCACUCCGAUAAGUAUACCCCGAUAGGUGAGUAUACCCCGAUAGGUGAGUAAAUUUACUCAAACGUUUAUCGGUGUCAAGAAAUUGUACGAUAUAAUUCUGGCAAAAUGAGGUCAAUCAUACAUCAAUUUCGCUAUGGAUUGUAAAUCAAUUGUAUCUACUGUCAACCACACCCUCAACGACCCCGAUCUUUGGUUUGUCGAUGUUAAAUAAUAAAAUACUCCAACCUGCAAGAAAGAUACGAGGCCACCAGGAACAGAACAGAUUGAACCUUA